GUGAGAAACAGGUUAGCCAAUGAACGGCCAGAAUGGGGAAGGGGCGGGGCCUAGAGCUCCGAUUGGCAGGCGACCAACCAACGGCGCGCGGCCCCUGCCGCUCUUGCUCCACGUCGGCAGCAUCGUUGAGGGCAAGAUGGAGGCGCUGAUCCUGGAGCCGUCCCUGUACACGGUGAAAGCCGUCCUUAUCCUGGAUAACGAUGGCGACCGCCUCUUUGCCAAGUACUAUGAUGACACGUACCCCACCGCCAAGGAGCAGAAAGCCUUUGAGAAGAACAUCUUCAACAAGACCCACCGGACGGACAGCGAGAUCGCCCUCCUGGAGGGGCUGACUGUGGUCUACAAGAGCAGCAUCGACCUGUACUUCUACGUCAUCGGCAGCUCCUAUGAGAACGAGCUGAUGCUCAUGGCUGUGUUGAACUGCCUCUUCGACUCGCUCAGCCAGAUGUUGAGGAAGAACGUGGAGAAGCGUGCCCUGCUGGAGAACAUGGAGGGGCUCUUCCUGGCAGUGGAUGAGAUUGUGGAUGGAGGCGUGAUCCUGGAGAGCGACCCCCAGCAGGUGGUGCACCGAGUGGCUGUGCGGGUAAGUGAGUGCCUCCCCGGAGCAGCCCCGCCCUCUCCCCACUCUGAGAGCCCCUCCCCCUGGGGAGCAGAGCCCAGCUUCUGUCCCAGUAGGCUUCUCCUUAUUGACUUGCCCAUCACCAUGCCAACUGCCCAUUCUGCCUCCUGUUGGGCACCCAGGGCAGGAGCCUGCUCCCCCCGGAAUGGCUUUGCCCUACAGGGUGGGUGGGGGGAGAGGAGGCACGAUUCCUCAGGACACAAUGUACCCCCUGCAGCACUCCUGCCCUUCCCAGAGGCAGCCCCCAGGGCCAGCUCCUGCUUUCCAGCUCCCGGGGGCAGGGGUGGCUGUGAACCACACUGGGGCUGAGCUGGGGCCUGACUC
Molecule: messenger RNA, 943 nt
Organism: Dermochelys coriacea (leatherback sea turtle)
Lineage: Eukaryota; Metazoa; Chordata; Testudines; Dermochelyidae
Gene: COPZ1
Product: COPI coat complex subunit zeta 1
Exons: 8
Coding region: 20-928 (302 amino acids)
Biological process (GO): retrograde vesicle-mediated transport, Golgi to endoplasmic reticulum; intra-Golgi vesicle-mediated transport; intracellular protein transport
Cellular component (GO): COPI vesicle coat
Source: RefSeq, a predicted model, not a curated record